AUGUCGGGUGAGGUGCCAGCUUCAAUUCAAGCUAAAGAGGUCUCGGUUCAGCAAUUCCUGUCUUCUCUUACAGCAAAUGUAACAAUAUUUGCUAUAUUUACAUUGUCGUUUAUUGUUCUAAGACAACAUUUUAAAAGGAUUUAUCAACCAAAGGCGUCGUUUAACUUAAUAAAUGAAGAGAAAGUUCCUGAGCCGCUGCCCAAUGGUUUGUGGAGGUGGCUUCCAGCGCUUCUGAAAAAGUCUGAUGAAUUUGUUAUACAGCAGGCAGGCCUUGAUGGUUACUUUUUCCUAAGGUUUCUAUACGUCAUAGCUGUAUAUUCGUUUGUUUCUACAUGCUGGUUGUUACCACUGCUGCUGCCAUUGAAUGCUUUAGCUUCAGAUAGCGGCGAUGGAUUGCAUAAAUUGUCUUUUCCUAGUAAACCCGUGGAUCAUGGAUCGAAAUGGACUAGAAAUCAUCAUUAUGCUUACGUGUUUGCCGGAUGGGUAUAUUUUUGGGGGUUCCUAUUUGUUAUCUACCGAGAAUUGAUGUAUUUCACCUCAUUGAGACACGCUGUAUUGACAUCUGUUAGAUACGCCAAGAAAUUGUCGUCAAGAACGGUUCUGUUUCAAUACGUUCCAGAACAAUAUUUAUCGGAAGAUGAAUUCUCGAAGCUAUUUGACGGUGUCAAGCGUGUAUGGAUUACCAGAGCUUCACGAGCCCUUGCUGCCAAGGUUAAGGAGCGUGACAGCUUAGUGAUGAAGCUCGAGGCUGCAGAGACCACAUACUUAAAGAAAGCGGUCAAGAACGCUUCCAAAAGAAGUAUUAAGAAGGGUGAGAUCAUUUCCAGUGAUAUUACGGAUUACGUGCCUGUAAAGAAUAGGCCUAAGCAUAGAACCCGCUUUCUGAUUGGUAAAAAAGUAGACACUAUUGAACAUACUAAGGAACAAAUAGCUAAGUUGAAUGUUGAAGUAAAAGAAUUGCAGUCUAACCACAUGUACGCGGAAGCUUUUUGUUCUGUUUUCGUGGAAUUCGACUCACAGUUCUCCGCGGAAGUUGCCCGGAGCAGUGUUGCGUAUCAUGUUCCUUUCAUGAUGACUUCAACUACCACUGGUAUCGAACCCUCAGAUGUAGUUUGGUUUAAUAUGCGAGUAAGAUGGUGGGAGCAUUUAAUUCGUCGUGUACUCUCUUUAUUCCUAAGUAUUGGAUUGACGAUCUGUUGGAUAUUCCCAGUUAUAUUUGUCGGUACAUGGUCUAAUAUUCAAUAUCUGACUGAGAAGGUGGAAUGGUUGAGAUUCCUCAAUAAAUUACCAGAAUCGAUUUUAGGUCUCUUGACUUCUUUUACCCCUACUAUUGCAUUAGCAGUUUUGAUGAUGUUGUCGCCAAUAGUAAUCAGGAAAAUCGCAAUUAUAUCUGGUACUCAAUCUCUUCAGCAAGUAGAAUUAUUUACACAGACAGGGUUUUUCACUUUUCAAGUUAUACAUGUGUUUUUGGUAACUACUUUAGCAUCUUUCGCAACUUCAAUCAUAGUUAGAUUGAUUAAAGAUCCAAGUUAUGCUAUUUCUAUAUUAGCGGAGAAAUUACCUAGUGUCCCAAAUUUCUACUUGUCAUAUGUUCUUCUACAGGGUCUCUCAGUGUCUGGUGCAGUGCUUCUUCAGCUUGUUCCGUUACUAGUAUAUUAUUUCUUGGGACUUUUUGACAAUACUGCCCGGAAAAAGUGGAACCGCUUCACUGACCUCAUUAAACCGGAGUGGGGUACAUCUUUCCCAUUGUAUACUAACUUGGCCGUUAUUGUUAUGUCAUAUGCCAUUGUUUCUCCCCUCAUUUUGGCCAUUUGUGCCGUUGCAUUUGGUUUGCUGUACGUUGCAUACUUGUACAAUUUGACCUAUGUUCAGCAAGAAUCUCCUGAUUGUCGCGGUAUGCACUAUCCUAGAGCUUUAUUUCAGACAAUCACUGGAUUAUACAUUGGGCAAAUCUGUAUGCUUGGUUUGUAUGCUACAGGUCGUCAUUGGGGUACUAUUACACUGCAAAUUAUUUGUAUUGCAUUUACAGCGUUCAUCCAUAUCCACUUAAAUAUGGCAUUCGACGUAUUCAAACGGCAAUUGCCUUUAGAUACCAUGAAAGCUCUUGAUGGAAAAUCGGAAACUCCAUCUUAUAAACCUCGCACUGUACAGACCGGCAAGGAGAGUAUUAAAGAAUUGCCUAAAUUCCCCCUUAGACGUUAUCACCCUCGUAACAGUACUGGACCUAACGAACAGGAAACUUCUAUAUUCAGUGAGAUCACAUAUGAGUUUCAAGAUCAAAAAUGUACAGACACGAAAAAUGGCUUCUUUGACGUUCCUUUACUUGCUGAUGGAACGUUUUCAACGAUCCCACAUGCUCCAUUUUGGAAACGGUUCUUCCUUCCACACAUCUACUGUUCUUUCAAAGCUGUGAGGUCUAAAGUCCCUGACAUUUAUAACGUACCUGACCCUAAUGAAAAGCUUGAUGAUGCCGCAAAUGAACUAGCAUAUUGCUAUCCUGCAGUUUCAGCAAAAUGUCCUGUUGUAUGGCUUCCCCGCGAUCCAUACGGCUUUAGUGCAGUUGAAAUAGCCAAGCUUUCAGAUGUGGUGGAAGCAAGCGAUUCUGGUGCUGUAAUGGACGAAAAUGGUAAGAUAACCUGUACUUCAGGGUCUCCAGAUCAACAUCUCAACCCAGAUUUUUAUUGA
This is a messenger RNA of Eremothecium sinecaudum, 2685 nucleotides long. It is a transcript of the gene RSN1, whose product is annotated as Rsn1p. Gene Ontology annotation, molecular function: calcium-activated cation channel activity. The transcript has a single exon. Gene Ontology annotation, cellular component: plasma membrane. The record is from RefSeq and is a predicted model, not a curated record. NCBI's taxonomy places the organism in Eukaryota, Fungi, Ascomycota, Saccharomycetes, Saccharomycetales, Saccharomycetaceae. The coding region runs from base 1 to 2685 and encodes 894 amino acids.